Molecule: messenger RNA, 917 nt
Organism: Brassica napus (rape)
Lineage: Eukaryota; Viridiplantae; Streptophyta; Magnoliopsida; Brassicales; Brassicaceae
Exons: 1
Coding region: 277-648 (123 amino acids)
Source: RefSeq, a predicted model, not a curated record
AAGGAAAUAAUUUGAUGUUUUAAUACAGAACCAUAUGACAAUAUCCACGUGGUCUGAACCGACCACUUCAAAUCCCCCAAAAGCCCUACAAUAUUUCAAUCUAAUAAAUCAAUGAAAAUUACUUUUUUCUACUCUCUAGAGAUAAUAUACUUCUUGGUAUAAAUACACUGCUACACACACACACACUCAUAGAGAGACAUCUAGACUUCACUUACACAUUCUAAGAACUUUAGACCUUUACCAAAACCAGAGAAGAUCAAGAAGAAGAAGAAAUACAUGGAGAGAUCACCAUACUACGGUUCAUCGUACCUAGACUACCUUUCUCUCCCAGACCCACAUGUCUGUUUUUUCUUCAUGGUUGUCUUCUUUGUAUUGUCUCUCACAUUGUACUUGAACUACGAGUCCGUCCUCGAAGACACCAUGAACCAGCUCAAGCUCGUCUUCAUGCUCUCCCCUCUCUUCCUCCUCCUCCUCGUCCACAUCUUCUCAGGCGGCCUUUCCUUCUACGUCCCAUGGCCUGAACAGGACUCCAUCCACCGUGCUGGUUCUUCUCCUUGGGGAGUAGCAGCCGUGCUCGUGAUCAUCUUGCUCAUGGUCUCGUACCAGUCAGACAUCCAUGAGAUGUGGUUCCCCUUUGGGGCUAGGUAGAUCGAUCAACCUAAAAGUUUCCUUAAAACUUAUGACCAGCUUGAGAUAUGGAACAUCCAUGUAAGGUUUAGUCUCUCAUGUGAGAUGUUAAAGUAUGUGUACUAGUGAAACUUUUGCCGAAGAUCUUUCAAGUCUUAUCAGAGUGUCUAUAUAUGUAGAUGAAAUCAAGUGUCUCUGCGUGUGUAUUCUGCUUGUAUUCGAAAAAUUCCCUUUAGAAAAUGAGAUGUAGAUAAUAAAAAUUUGAUGCAGUAGAAAGUUUUGUGGUUGAA